This is a messenger RNA of Pieris macdunnoughi, 624 nucleotides long. The record is from the annotation of a GenBank genome assembly. NCBI's taxonomy places the organism in Eukaryota, Metazoa, Arthropoda, Insecta, Lepidoptera, Pieridae.
AUGGUUAGAGGUAAGUCACCAGGGCACGACGGUCUCAGCAUCGAGCAUCUCAAGUUUGCAGGCCUACACUUGCCUCGCGUUCUAUUUCUUCUAUUUAAUGCUUGUAUAGCGCAUAGUUUCAUGCCUAGAGAUAUGAUAAGUAGUAUUGUAGUUCCAAUAGUUAAAAAUAGGACAGGCGAUCUCGCCGAUAUUCAUAACUACAGGCCUAUAUCUCUGGCAACCAUUAUAUCAAAAGUGUUUGAUGGUGUGCUUAACACUCAAUUAAGUAAAUAUAUAAAGCCACACGAUAACCAAUUUGGUUUUAAACCUGGGCUGUCCACAGAUGGUGCUAUUUUGAGUCUUAAGCAUACUAUUAACUAUUAUGUUAAACGUAAGACGCCUGUCUUCGCAUGUUUUUUGGAUUUGUCCAGGGCAUUUGACCUUGUUUCCUAUGAUCUGCUUUGGAAAAAACUUGAAAAAAUCCAUUUACCACAGGAUACCAUAAAUAUUCUUAAAUAUUGGUACCAAAGUCAGGUCAAUAGUGUGCGUUGGGAGGGUGUCCUGUCGGAUCCGUAUAGGAUGGAGUGUGGGUUGAGGCAAGGUGGGAUGACUUCUCCCAUACUUUUUAACUUGUAUGUAAAUUGA